Molecule: messenger RNA, 1728 nt
Organism: Fusarium sp. VM40
Lineage: Eukaryota; Fungi; Ascomycota; Sordariomycetes; Hypocreales; Nectriaceae
Source: the annotation of a GenBank genome assembly
AUGUCCGACGAAGCUGCCCCCCCAGCGCAGGUCCCUGCGGCCGACGACGCUGCUCCCACGUCGAAGAAGGGUCUCAAGAAGGCCGAGGCCAAGGCCAAGAAGGAGGCUCUCAAGGCUCAGCGCGCUGCUGAGCUCGCCGCCCAACAAGCUGCCGCCAAACUCAGCCUCGAGGAUGACCCCGCCAAGGACAACUACGGAAACAAGCAGGUUACUGCCUCCAACUUCAGCCAAGACGCUCAAGAAGUCGAAAUCCGCUCCCUCGACGAAUCCUACAAUGGAAAGACCGUUAUCGUUCGUGGAUGGCUCCAGAACUCGCGUGUGCAGAGUGCCAAGAUGGGCUUUGUCGAGCUCCGCAAGGGAGGUAAUUGGGACAUCCAGGGUGUCGUUAUGGCCUCUGAGCAGGAACCCAUUGUCAGCCGCAGUAUGGUGAAGUGGAUUACCAACAUCAACCCCGAGAGUUUUGUUGUUGUCGAGGCCAAGGUGAAGCAGCCUCUCGAGCCCGUCAAGAGCUGCAGAGUUUCAGGACUUGAGCUUCACAUUACAAAGUGCUUCGUUCUCGCCCCUGCUCCCGCCGUGCUCGGCAUGACCCUGGAGGCUGCCAACGCGCCGAUUGUCAACUUCAGCGACGAGAGUGCUAAGACUGGAGACGCUGAGGCUGAGAAGGCUGCUAAGCCCGCCGAGUCUUCGGUGCCAUCUGCAAGCAUGCUUACCCAUCUCGACAACAUCGCUAUGCACAAGCGUACCCCUGUCCAGCAGGCUAUCGCCGAUAUCCGUAUCGAAGUCAAGCGACUCUUCCGCAACUACCUCGAGCCCCGAAACUUCAAGGAGUUUGAACCUCCCUGCCUUAUCGGUGCUGCCUCCGAGGGUGGUGGUAACGUUUUCCGUCUGCCGUACUUCGGUGAGGAGGCUUUCCUCGCUCAAUCACCCCAAUUCUACAAGCAGUUCGAAAUUGCUGGAGGCAGAGAGCGUGUGUUCAGCUCAGGUCCUGUUUUCCGUGCUGAGAACUCCAACACGCCCCGCCACAUGACCGAGUUCACCGGUCUCGAUCUGGAGAUGGAAAUUAAGGAGUCUUACACUGAGGUCCUUGACACCCUUGAGGGUGUGCUACUGUCCAUCCUUCGUGGAAUCCACGAGCGAUGCGCGACCGAGAUCGAAACCGUCCGAUCCGUUUACAAUUCGGAACCCCUCCUUCUUCCCGAGCCUGGCAAGGAGGUCCGAUUGACCUUCGCCGAAGCACAGAAGCUUCUCCGAGAGGAAGGACCCUCCGAGUUCGCCAACGUCACCGACGACGAGGAUAUGAGCACUCCCCAAGAGAAGGCCCUUGGCGAAGUUGUCCGCAAGAAGUACAAUACCGACUUCUACGUCAUUGACAAGUUCCCCGAGACUGCCCGACCUUUCUAUGCCAAGCUCGACGAUGCUGGCACCACUGUCGGAAACGGCGUCCGUGUUACCAACGCUUUUGACAUGUUCAUCCGUGGACAGGAAGUGCUGUCCGGUGGCCAGCGUGUUCACGAGCCCGUUGAGCUCGAGGAGCGCAUCCGCGCCAAGGGCAUCGACCCUAAGAGUGACGGAAUUAAGGAGUACGUGGCGGUCUUUAAGCAGGUUGGUGUGCCUGCUCAUGGUGGUGGUGGCUUUGGUCUUGACCGCAUUGUCGCUUGGUCUCUGGCCCUGCCCAGUGUCCAUCUCGCCGCAUACUACCCUCGUACCCCCAAGCGUCUCUUGCCUUAA